CGUUAGAGUAGUCACUUCCGGUUCUGUACUUCGCCUUGCCAUAAUGCAGGUUACCCCAAUAAAGAUGUUCCCCAACUAAUUUCCAGAUAUUUUUUGGCUAAUGUACUUUUAUAAAGAAAGGCGUCUGUCUGAACGGGAAAGCUCUGGUGUUCUCUUCCCUUUUUGGAUAAAAGAGGACGCACAAAGCUGAGUUCAAUCUUGUCCUUCCCUCUGGAUCUCUGGACCGGCGAUGGAGGAAGGAAAAAUCGCCAAUCUCUUUCCACGGCUAAUACGGGAAGGGAGGUUUACCCUUCUCCAAGAAGAGAUUGAGAAAAUUCCCGACCUGGACAGAGAUGUGAGACAGAAGCACUGGGAGAAGUCCGGAGACACGCUUCUCCACUUUGCGGCCAGGCACGGCCAGCUGGAUAUCUUGCGUUACCUCACCGAGAUCGUGGGAAUGAACGUUGAGCUGGUGAACCGAGACUACAAGCGUCCCCUCCACGAAGCUGCCUCCAUGGGCCACCGGGAUUGCCUCUUAUACCUUCUGGAACAGGGAGCCGCAAUAGAUUGCUUAAAAAAAGCAGAUUGGACUCCUCUUAUGAUGGCUUGUACGAGGAGGAACCUGGAGAUCAUCCGAGAUCUUGUCCAGCACGGAGCCAACCCACGGCUGAAGAACAAGGACGGCUGGAAUUGCUUCCACAUCGCAAGCCGGGAAGGAGAUCCAGGGGUCGUCCAAUACUUACUAGAUGCUUCUCCGGAUAUUUGGGACACGGAAAGCCGGAUCCGAAGGACCCCUCUCCACACAGCAGCGAUGCACGGAUGCCUGGAGGUCGUGAAAAUUCUCCUUGAAAGGUGCCACUACAUGCCGGACAGCCGGGACCACUGUGGGGUGACCCCGUUCAUGGACGCUAUACAAAAUGGCCACUUGGACAUUGCCAGAGUGCUUCUAGAGGAACAUCAGGCUGAUUACAAGGUCAGAGAUGCUCUUGGCAAUCAGCCGCUGCACCGAGCUGCGAUCACGGGACAGGACGAUGGGCUUCGGUUCCUUGUGUCCGAUCUUGGGGUUGAGGUCGACGAAGGGGCCACGAACCUCGGCAUCACUGCCCUGCAUUAUGCCGCAAAGGAAGGGCACGAGGGCACGAUCCGAAGCCUGCUUUCCUUGGGGGCUUCCUUGCACGCGAAGGACAAGAAGCAUCGGACUGCGCUGCACAUGGCUUCCGCAAGGCAACACACACCAUGCGUGCGUUUCCUCCUGCAGGCAGGAUUAAAGGAUUCUCCAGACGAUGCCUGGACGUACGCCAGGCAGCUGGCGAAGAAGACCGACCUUGUCCAACUCUUUGAGGACAACAGACUUUGUGGGAGUGAGCAUUAAACAAAAAAAAACCCCCUCGGCAUAUCUUUCCAACUGUUUCCUGGUAUGACUUGCGAGCAAAAAGCUUUCCGGAGGCUCUUUCCCAAAAUGCUGUGGUAGGGGGGAGGAGUCUGUUAGUCGAUGGGGAAUUCUGGGAGUUGAAGUCCACCCAUCUGAAAGAUUCUAAGGCUGAGAACUUAGCCGGUAGGACAUACUGUGCGGGAAUCCAUGCUUUAUUCAGCCCGCCAUAUUAAUAAAUCCUGCACAGCAUAAGAUUUUGGUCACAAAAGCACGAGGAUGCUGUGAAGGUCGUAAGUGUGAAAAACGGUCCUAAGUUACUUUUAUCAGUGCUGUUGUAAUUUUGAAUAGCCACUAAACAGACUAUUGUAAGUUGAGCACUACCUGUGGCACAAGUGGUAUUCACUUACCUUCUGUACUGGUUUGCAAACGCCCCGUCCAGGCAUGCGCACGGCCUUCUGCACAUGUGCCUUGUUGUAGUUCGCCAGCAGCCCAUGGAGCUGGCAACGGAGUCGGACAGUGAGGAGGCUGGGGAGGACAAUGGGCCAGUCCGGGAGUCUGGGGAAGGCUCUGCGUCAGAGGCAGAGAUGAGGCCAGGGCCAUCGGGGAGUGAUGCGUGGACUCCAGAGCCUCCAGAGGUGGACAGCAGAGAGGCAGAGGAACAGGAGGAGCCUGUUCCUAGUGGACGCAUGAGAAGAGCUGCCAGAAGGCAAGAGCAGCUAAAGCAAAGAGGACGACUCAGGAGUAAGGCCAGGAGAUGAUUGGCCCCUCCCAUAAGGCUUAAAAGAGCAGUAAUGGCUCUUGGGCUCUUUGUAGGAAAGCAACGUUGCUACAUUUGUUUCUUGUCAGCUUCUCUUGCUUUUGAACUUCGUGGGGCUUUGCCAAGAAAAGCCUUUGGCAGGGUGCCAAAGAAGACAAAGGUUGCUGAUAAAGCCGAAGGAUUGUUUCUGAAGAACUUGUUUUGGAAUUAAUUUGGGCUAAGCUGAGAAUGAAGUAAUUCUCAGAUGUUCUAAUAAAAUAUGUUUGUGUAG
This is a messenger RNA of Pantherophis guttatus, 2379 nucleotides long. It is a transcript of the gene ANKRD16, whose product is annotated as ankyrin repeat domain 16. The record is from RefSeq and is a predicted model, not a curated record. Gene Ontology annotation, molecular function: protein binding. Lineage: Eukaryota; Metazoa; Chordata; Lepidosauria; Squamata; Colubridae.